Molecule: messenger RNA, 741 nt
Organism: Capsicum annuum
Lineage: Eukaryota; Viridiplantae; Streptophyta; Magnoliopsida; Solanales; Solanaceae
Product: WRKY transcription factor WRKY51-like
Exons: 5
Coding region: 1-741 (246 amino acids)
Biological process (GO): regulation of DNA-templated transcription
Molecular function (GO): DNA-binding transcription factor activity; sequence-specific DNA binding
Source: RefSeq, a predicted model, not a curated record
AUGGUUUUGUUUUCCAAAAUGAAUAAGGAAUUAGCCCUUCAAGAAGCUGCUUCGACCGGGUUGAAAACAAUGGAGCAUUUGAUCAAGUUGGCAGCUAAUGAACCGGUGGUUCAGGUGGAUUGUCGUGAGAUAACUGAUUUUACUAUUGCAAAGUUAAAGAAGGCGAAUUCUAUGGUGGGACGGACUGGUCAUGCUAGGUUCUGUCAUGGUCCUUUAUAUGGAGAAAGAGAGAGUAUUGGCACCAGUGGCGCUACCAGUGCAGAUAGAGUUAACGUUUGGCUUCAGAAACCCAAGCGUGAAGGGAGUGGAAGUACCUCGAAUUUUGCUCCUCCUUCUUCCGUGUCAUUGCUUUCGAUGGCACAGAUUGUUUCCGCAAGAAAACAAUCAUCUGCCACCGUAAAAGAUAUCGUGAGCAAGAACAAUCUGGGAUGGAAAGUUUUUCCUAGGAAAGUAAUAAGAACUCCAAUGAUAAGUUCAAAAAUUACUGAUAUACCAACAGAUGAGUGUUCAUGGAGGAAGUGUGGUCAGAAGUUGAUUAAGGGUUCACCAUACCCAUGGGCCUAUUACAAGUGUACCAGUUUUCCUGGAUGCCCAGCAAAGAAGCAUGUGGAGAGGGCUAUGGAUGAUCCUACGAUGUUAAUUGUGACCUAUGAAGAAGAACAUUGUCACACACAAGUCGCGAUACAAGAGUACAAUUCUCUAAUGAUGGCUUUUGGGUCAGUAAAAGAGAAGAAGGAGUGA